CGGUCUCGCAUAGAUGAAAUUCGUGCGAUCCAUCUCAGAACCAUCAGAGUGUAAAUUCCUAACUGAAGAUGGCAGACGGUAAGUCUGUCAAGGUCGGAACUCGAGUGGAGCUGACAGACAAAGGUCUGGUAGGAUCUGUGGCUUACGUUGGGACUACACUCUUCUCCAGUGGUAAGUGGAUCGGUGUGGUUCUGGAUGAAGAAAAAGGAAAGAACAAUGGAACGGUGCAGGGGAAGACGUAUUUUACAUGUGACCCGAAUCAUGGAAUAUUUGUCAGACAGUCACAGAUCACAAUCUUGGAUGAGGGACCUGGACAAAAGACCCCAGUAUCGACCCCGGCCAGCAAACUUCCCUCAACCUCCUCAGCCAAGAAAUCAGCUCUCAGGCCUCCAAGUUACGCUGGCAAAAGUUCUGAGAAUUUGGCUGAAUUGAGUGGGACCCCAAAGAAGGCCCCCAGUGUGCCCUCUGACCUUUCAAAAAUUGGUACUGGUAGUGGCCUCUCGACCCCUAAGGGUCGAGGGUCAAUGUCAAGGUUACCAGGGCCUAAGUCUGGACGUGAGAGCAGCAGUAGAGAGUCAACACCUAGUGAGGAAAAUCUGGCAGAAUCCCAAAGAGGCACCCCAAAGGGAACUCAGAAAAAGACGGAUUCUAUUCCCGACUUGUCCUCCAUGGCCCGGUCACUGGACAGCUCAUUGCUGACCGCUGGACCAGAGAUGUCAAGUCUACAACAGCAACAGGAGAUGGAGGGGCUCAAAGCCGAGAUAAAGGAUCUCAACGAGAAACUGGACACGCUGAAGAUAAAGCGAGCCGAGGACAAGGCCAAACUGAAGGAGUUCGAGAAAGCCAAGAUUCAGCUUCAACAGCUCCAAGAAUACAAAAGUAAGAUGCAGGAAACACAGAAAGAUUUACAACAACAGCUUCAGGCAGCCAAAAAGGACGCCAAGGAUAUCCAGGAGAGCUUUGAUCGCUAUAAAGACGAGAUGUCUGACCUCGCGGAGACUGUAGAAAUCGCAACACUAGAUAAAGAAAUGGCUGAGGAGAAGGCAGAAGGACUACAGCAGGAGGUGGACACACUCAAAGAGCGAGCCGAGGAGCUCUCCAUGGAUCUCGAGAUUCUCAAGAAUGAGAUCAGUGAGAAAGGGACCUCAGGUGUAGCAUCAGAGUACGAACUUAAACAGAAAGAUCAACAGAUCGAGAGACUGAGAGAGGCCCUCGUUAAAAUGAGGGAUUUGUCAAACCAAGAAAAACAGGAGGUACAGAGAUUGACCAAAGCUAACGAGAAAUUUACCACAGAAAUAACGAACCUGAAGAAAGACAAGGAGAGAUUCGCAGGAGAGGUGGAGCAGCUGUCACAACAAAUGAUUGACCUCAAAGAACAGGUGGAUGCCGCUCUGGGAGCUGAGGAGAUGGUAGAGACCUUGACAGAUAGAAAUCUCGCCCUGGAGGAAAAGAUUCAGGAACUCGAGGAGGAAAAGGCUGACCUGGAGGCCCUGCAUGAUAUGAAUGAAGAGCUACAGGAAACAGCCAGAGAGGCCGAGUUAGAAUUACGUGAAGAGCUGGACCUAGCAACAGGACGGGCCAACGAGUUUAAAAGAAAACUUGAUGCCACUUCUGAAACCUUUGCGGACUACGAAGCAACCAUCGGCAAAUUUAGAGACUUAGUAUCCACUUUGCAGGACACGAUUCGUGAUAUGAGAAGCAGACAGGAAGAGACCGAGCAAAAGUCCGAGGCCACUCCCACGAUAGAGGUCAUCGACUUCAAAACAAAGUUUGCCGAGUCUAAAGCGUACGCCAAGACUAUAGACAUGGAGCUAAGAAAACUGGAAGUACAACAGGCCAACAGACAUGUAGGGUUGUUACAGUCCUUUAUGGGAGACAGCUUCAUGAACAGGGGAGGUGACCAUGACGCUAUCCUGGUAUUACUUAUGAUUCCACGCAUCAUCAGUAAAGCGGAACUGUUAGCCUCACAGGUCAAGGACAAGUUUGAGAUGACGGAUGAGGUCAACAGAGAGAGUGUGUUGAAGAAUCAUGGAGCCGAGCAGUGUAGCUUCUCCAGAACUCUUGUUCUUCUGCUGAGUACACUACAGGGCAUCAUGAGGCAGUAUGACUUUGCAUUGAAGACAUGCAGUGAGGAGUUACUGCUGAAGAUCGGAACCUUACUCCCCGAGAUAAGUGCCCACGAGACUUCCGUGGAUUACUUCAUUGAACUUCUCAGGAAGGAUCAGCUGGACGAGACCAUUUCUCUGGAUCUUCUGGAAAAAUCAAUCAGCUAUUUCCAGCAACUGCAUUCAGUGCAUCUGUCCCAAGAAAAGGUGGAUUGUACAGCUAUGAUGGCUGACCAAGUAAAGCUUGUACAGAGUGCCACAGAAUGUGUGUCUACAGAUAUCGCACGCCUUAAAGUUCUACUGAUGCCUGGGCAGGAGAAAGCUGAAAUAGCCAUUCUGUUUAAGGACCUGGAGAACUGUAACAAUGAUACCAAGAUGUGUGCAAGAAAAAUAAAGAGAAGACUUCCUCAAGGCGAUGGCUCUGCUACACCACUGUCCUUUGGAAAAGAGGUUCAGGAUUUGAUACUAGACUGCAGUAAGAACAUCACCAUGGUAACAAAGACGCUUCACCUUCUGGCAGCUGGAGCCAUGCAGCAGGCAGCUCUAAUGACGGGAGGAAAACUGGAGGACUACCAUGACUCUGAAGGUCUGAUGCCAAAAAAGAUUUUCUGCUUCUUCUCUGAAAUCGCUUUCCAAUUUGAACCAUUUGGCACAAAGUGUAAAGGCAAAGACGACGCUGGACCUUACGAAUGUCUGAGGACGUCGUUUGGUAAAAUCGUGGGUACAAUGAAUAAGGUGGCUAAUGCUAUGGAGAAUGGAGAGUAUGACUUUGACGGUACUCACGACAAAACGCCUGUGCCACCUGUGGUGCUGAGAGCUAAGACUGUUAAAGCCCAGAUCGCUGAGAUGGAUCAGAUGAAGCACAAAAUGGAGGCCAAGGAAGACAGCGUGAAGGAACUCAAACUGGAGAUCAAAAAGAAGCGAGAGGAAGUGAGUGAGAUGCAGGUCAGAAUCGGCCUUCUGGAGAAGAAAUUAGAGAACGCGACAAAAGAUGGGGACAGCAAGCUGGACAAGCUACAGCGAAAACACGACGAGCUCCUGGCUCAGCUCAGAAAGAAAGAAAAGGAAUUUGAGGAGACAAUGGAUGCUCUACAACAGGACAUUGACACUCUGGAACAAGAGAAAAUAGAACUCAAGGAGAGGCUGAAAAUACUCUCCAAGAAAACACUCAUCGAGGGAAUCACCAGGCAAGCUACACAACCAGCUUCCUCCCCAGGGUCUCCUGUCCACUCAGGGGGAGGUUUCCCCAUACAGGACUCCCCCUACCUCAUACAACAGAUCACUUCACUGAGAGAGGCUUUGAAGUCAGUAAAGGAUGAGAACAUUAGACUGAAGUCAGACAAAAUGAAGGAACAAAUGGCUAAAUUACCUCCCUUGAGAGUUCCCAAGAAGUCUGUGGGUUUGUCCAGUACUCCUGGUGUGACCAAAGAUUUACCAGAGGACGCGACAGGGAGAGAUCAGCUGACCAGUCUCCGCAAGGACACAGUUAAACUGCUGGGGGAAGUGAAUAUGAUGUGUGCCUGCCCUAGAGUUAUUGAUAUCACCAAACGAAAGCCUGGACAUGAGCCUUUGACAGAGACCAGUAACCCGGCGCGUGAGUUGGUGGCCAGAACUGCUCGACUGACCUUAAUGGAGAAGAAAACUCAACAGCUACAAGUCCAGAUCACCAACCUCCUGGCUGCUAACAGAACGGGGGGACAGGUCAGGACCGACCUGUCAACAUUCCCCACCCCAGAGUUCGCCAGGAUGUUACAUGAGAAGAGCGCGGAGAGCCAGCUGAUAGGGCGUAUAUCUAUACCAACCAAGUCAGGACAAGGGGAGAUAAUACCGCUUAAUCUCCAGCCAACACGAUUAAAAGAAAUCCACUCGGCCUUCGUUCACUGAUUUAGUGUGGGAUUUAGAUAAAUUAUUUACUGAGGUGUAGAGGCUGAAGAGAAAUUCUGUCCGCUUGGUGGAUGUUUUGUUGUGCAAUAUUCUUAAAGAAAUUGUUUCACUGACUAGGGGGGAAAUAACUUGCAGUGUUCAUUACACUAAAUUCUUGCUUUGGAUGAAAUCAGAAUUUCAAGAAAUAAUAGAUUAGAUUUAAGAUAAACAAUAAGCACAAGUUUCUCUGAUGUUAACAUUUUUGAAUCAGUUUGUUUUGCACAUGUACUUGUAUUAGUUUUGUGAAGAGUAAACUACAUGUAAAGUUAGAAAAAAUAAUAUGCAAAGAAAGCAAUACUUUUAACAUCAGUUUACUUAAAAAGUUUUCUUUAAGUGGAGAAAUCGGAAAACAUAUAUACUACAGUAUAUAUUCCAUUAAGUGUAAAAUGGAGUUAUCAUGAAUUUACUUAUAAAAAUGAUGAACAAAUGUUAGAUAUCAAUUUUGAUGUGUUGUUAACAGCAUGUGUAAUAUUUAUUUUGAACAAAUUUGAAAGAUGAAAAGUUACAGACCAGAGUUAUCAUGUAUUGCAUACUAGUAGAUGUUAACUUGUAAUUCACAUUUGAUUUUUGAAAACAUUUUUUUUGUAUAAUAUGUCAAUUCUCUUUAUUAAUGACAAAUUUCGAGGAAAGUGCUGUGAAAGAAUCUUUAAAGUAUCUGCACCCAACUCUCUUCAUUUAACAAGGAAGACAGAUGGGGCUUAACUGGGAAAAAAUGACAUUUCUCUAUCAUGGUACAUGUAAUGCUUGAUAAUAAAUAGUGCUAUUUAUA
Messenger RNA from Saccostrea cuccullata (small rock oyster), 4797 nucleotides. RefSeq names its product dynactin subunit 1-like. Gene Ontology annotation, molecular function: microtubule plus-end binding. NCBI's taxonomy places the organism in Eukaryota, Metazoa, Mollusca, Bivalvia, Ostreida, Ostreidae. Gene Ontology annotation, biological process: cytoplasmic microtubule organization; establishment of mitotic spindle orientation; nuclear migration. The record is from RefSeq and is a predicted model, not a curated record. Gene Ontology annotation, cellular component: nucleus; kinetochore; cytoplasm.